This is a messenger RNA of Scheffersomyces amazonensis, 2659 nucleotides long. RefSeq lists its product as uncharacterized. NCBI's taxonomy places the organism in Eukaryota, Fungi, Ascomycota, Pichiomycetes, Serinales, Debaryomycetaceae. The coding region runs from base 151 to 2514 and encodes 787 amino acids. The record is from RefSeq and is a predicted model, not a curated record. The transcript has a single exon. Gene Ontology annotation, cellular component: nucleolus; small-subunit processome. Gene Ontology annotation, biological process: rRNA processing.
GAUGAAGAUGAUGAAGAAGAAGAAUUUGAAGAUGAAGAAAUCGAUUCAGAUGAAGCCUUAGGAUCAGAUGAUGAUUAUGAUGUAUUAAAUUCUAAAUUUUCUCAAACUUUAAGAGAUAAAUCAAAGAGAAGAAAAUUACGAGAAAAGAAUAUGAGGAAUGGUCAAGGAUAUGAAGAAAGUUCUGAAGAUGAAGAUGAUGGAUAUUCAAGUAUAGAUGAAAAUCAAUUAGUUACAUUAUCUGAAGCUUGGGAUAUGGAUGAUAAAGAUUUAAACACUUAUGAAAAAUCAACUUCAAAGAACAAUGAUAUAGUAUUGAAUGAAGAUGAUGAUAAAUGGGAAUCUGAAUCUGAACCUGAAUCUGAAUCUGAAGAGGAUGAUGAUGAAGAUGAUGAUAAUAGUGAUCAAGAAGAUGACUCUGAAGAAGAUAUUUUUCAAAAUGAUUCUGAUGAUAUUGAAGAUGAAGAUGAUAUAAAUUUAGCAUCUACAGUAUCUAAACUUCAAUCAAGUUUAAGAAAACCAGAAAAGGAAAGAAGAAAAUUAAUAGCAGAAACUACCGAAGAAAAUGAAUUUAAUUUACCAACCAAUGGAAAUAAACUUAGUUUAACUGAUAUGCUUGCAGCUGUUGAUUCAUCUAUUUCAAAAGAUGCUAUAUUAAUUGAUGAAGAUUCUAAAGCUAUAGCAGCUCCAUUACCUAAAAGAAUUCAACAAAGACAUGAUAGAGCAGUAGCCUAUGAAAUGACUAAAGAAGAAAUUAGUAAAUGGGAAGAUACUGUACAAAAGAAUAGACAAGCCGAAGUAUUAAAAUUCCCAUUAAAUCCCAAAAUUAAACAUAAUGAUAGUGCUACAACUUUUAAAUCUGAUAAUAUUCCAACUACAGAAUUAGAAACAAAAAUUAAUAAUGUAUUAAAGGAAUCAGCAUUAAUAGAUGAAAAGAAAGAAGCCACAUUUGAAGAAAUAGCUAUAGCUAAAAUGUCAAGUGAAGAAAUGCAAAGGAGAACCAAUGAAUUAAGAUUAAUGAGAGAAUUAAUGUUUCGAGAUGAAAAGAGAGCUAAAAGAAUUAAAAAGAUUAAAUCUAAACAAUAUCAUAAAAUUAAAAAGAAGGAAAGAUUAAGAAAUCAAGAAUUAGUUGAAGGAAGUGAUAAUGAAAGUGAAGGAGAAGAUCAUGAUAUGAAGAGAGCUCAAGAAAGAAUGUCAUUAAAACAUAAGACUCAAUCUAAUUGGGCUAAAUCUAUGAUUAAAAGUGGAUUAUCAAAGGAUGCAUCCAAUAGAUCGGAAUUAGAAGAAAUGUUAAGACAAGGAGAAAGAUUAAGAGCUAAACAAUUAGGUCAUGAAGAUGGUGAACAAAGUGAUGAUAAUAUUAGUGAUAUUGAAAAUGAUUAUAAUCGAGAUCGAGAUAAUAAUGAAGCUGAUGAAGCCAUUAAAAAUAAAUUAGGUAAAGGAGUAUUAGCUAUGGAUUUUAUGAAGAAAGCUGAAGAAAGAAGUAAACAAGAAAAUUUACAAGAACUUGAAGAAUUAAGACGUCUCGAACAGGAAGGAGAUUUACAAUCAUUUGAAGAUUCAACUAGUAAUGUUAAUAUUACUAUAAAUCAAGGUAGAAGGGUUUAUACACCUUCAGCAUCAGCUAUUAGAGAAGAUAUUGAUCAAGUAAAUCAACAAGUAUUAGCUGAAAUUAAUGAUGAUCAAGCUAAUAGUUUAACUAGCAAAUUAGGAAAGAAAUUCAAUGUUGUAGCUAAUUCAGAAAGGAAAGAUAAGACUGAAUUAUCUAAAGAUAUUAUUGUUGAAGAAGAUGUUAAUCCUUGGUUAACUGAAAGUUCUGAACCAUCUCAAAAGUCUAAUAAAGUUACCACUAUUGAUAAAGAGUCUUCUAAAUUGUCUAAAGCAGCAGCUAAGAUAGCUAAGAAGGUAUCUAAAAAGCAUAAUAAUAAUAAUAAUAAGAGGAAGAAUGAUGAAGAUCAAUUGAUCGAUAUUGAAGAAACAUUAAAAGUAAUAACUACAAGUAGAGGAGGAGAAGAAGAUGAAGAAGAAGAAGAAGGUGAAGGAAUUGGAUCUAAUGAAAAUAAAAUGUUUAAACAAAAGGAUUUAAUUAAAGAAGCCUUUGCCGGAGAUGAUGUAGUUGAAGAAUUUGAAAUUGAAAAGAAAAGAACCAUUCGAGAUGAAGAUGAUAAACAAGAAGAUUUAACCUUACCAGGAUGGGGAGAUUGGGCUGGAGGCUCUAAAAAGAAUAAAAAGAGGAAAGUUAUUAAAAAGAUUGAUGGAGUUGUUCAAAAGGAUAAAAGAAAAGAUAAGAAUUUAAAGAAUGUUAUUAUUAAUGAAAAAGUUAAUAAAAAGAAUUUGAAAUAUCAAUCAAGUGGUGUACCAUUCCCAUUUGAAUCAAGAGAACAAUAUGAAAGAUCUUUAAGAAUGCCUGUUGGACAAGAAUGGACAUCUAGAGAUACUCAUCAAAAGAUGACCAUGCCUAGAAUUGUUACUAAACAAGGUACAGUUAUAGAUCCAUUGAAGGCACCUUUUAAAUAGAUUUUAAAACUUGUACAAUUGCAUAAUAUAUAUAUAAUUAAUAAAUUUUAAUAUAAAUCUUUAUCUUUAUCUUUAUCUUUACCUUAAUUUAUUCUAAUAAUAUACCAUUUCUAUCGAGCCAAUUCUUCCCACUAAGGAAAACUCC